This is a messenger RNA of Notothenia coriiceps (black rockcod), 436 nucleotides long. It is a transcript of the gene mrgbp, whose product is annotated as MRG/MORF4L binding protein. Gene Ontology annotation, cellular component: nucleus; NuA4 histone acetyltransferase complex. The annotation marks the transcript as partial. The record is from RefSeq and is a predicted model, not a curated record. The transcript is spliced from 2 exons. Gene Ontology annotation, biological process: regulation of transcription by RNA polymerase II. Lineage: Eukaryota; Metazoa; Chordata; Actinopteri; Perciformes; Nototheniidae.
UAAUAAUAUAGAAAUGUCAAAUUACAUUUUGGGGAAUAUAUUUAUGUGAUGUAGACAAUUUAUUCUGAAAAAAUAAUCCCCGGAAAUAGUCUCGUAUUUCCGGCUGCCGGCAGCUUUCUGUGGCUCGGUUAGCUUCUUCUUUCUGCCUGUUUUUAGCCUUUUUUAGUUAAAAAUGGGGGAGGCAGAUGUGACCCUAAAUCAGACCGACGAGAAGCCACCGGACUCGGGCCUGGUCACCGGGGACGACUCGGUAGUGUGGAGCCACGAGGUGGAGGUCUGUCUGUUUCACGCGAUGAUCGGACACAAACCUGUCGGAGUGAACCGUCACUUCCACAUGAUCUGCAUCAGAGAUAAGUUCAGUCAGAACAUCGGGAGGCAGGUCUCCUCCUCCGUCAUCUGGGAUCAUCUGGGAACCAUGUACGACAUGCAGGCUCUG